This is a messenger RNA of Darwinula stevensoni, 378 nucleotides long. Lineage: Eukaryota; Metazoa; Arthropoda; Ostracoda; Podocopida; Darwinulidae. The record is from the annotation of a GenBank genome assembly.
CGCACCAUUCUUACCUAUCCUCACCCCCACCUACACAAAGUAGCUAAAGACGUAGUAGAAGUCAACGAUCGCAUACGCCAACUGGUGGCAGACAUGCUAGAGACCAUGUACGCGGCCAACGGCGUAGGUUUGGCCGCUACGCAAGUGGAUGUGCACGAGCGGGUAUUGGUCAUGGAUGUAUCCGAAGAGCGCAACCAGCCUAUUGCGCUCAUAAAUCCCAAAGUACUUUGGGUAAGCGAUGAAAAACUCAAAGCAGAAGAGGGGUGUUUAUCAGUUCCUACUGUGUAUGAUGGGGUAGAGCGCCAUGCGCAAAUUAAAAUCUCUGCCCUGGACGAAAAUGGCCAGGAGCGAGAAAUUCAUGCCCAAGGCUUGAUGGCG